This is a messenger RNA of Biomphalaria glabrata, 2067 nucleotides long. RefSeq lists its product as uncharacterized. Bases 1 to 2067 code for a protein of 688 amino acids. The transcript has a single exon. The record is from RefSeq and is a predicted model, not a curated record. NCBI's taxonomy places the organism in Eukaryota, Metazoa, Mollusca, Gastropoda, Planorbidae.
AUGAAUUCUCUGUCUCACAGUGACAUGGAGUCUCUGUCUCAGAGUGGCAUGAAGUCUCUGUCUCACAGUGACAUGAAGUCUCUGUCUCAGAGUGGCAUGAAGUCACUGUCUCAGAGUGACAUGAAGUCUAUGUCUCAGAGUGGCAUGAAGUCUCUGUCUCAGAGUGACAUGAAGUCUCUGUCUCACAGUGGCAUGAAGUCUCUGUCUCACAGUGACAUGAAGUCUCUGUCUCACAGUGGCAUGAAGUCUCUGUCUCAGAGUGACAUGGAGUCUCUGUCUCACAGUGACAUGAAGUCUCUGUCUCAGAGUGACAUGAAGUCUCUGUCUCACAGUGGCAUGAAGUCUCUGUCUCAGAGUGACAUGGAGUCUCUGUCUCACAGUGACAUGAAGUCUCUGUCUCAGAGUGACAUGGAGUCUCUGUCUCACAGUGACAUGAAGUCUCUGUCUCAGAGUGACAUGAAAUCUCUGUCUCACAGUGGCAUGAAGUCUCUGUCUCAGAGUGACAUGGAGUCUCUGUCUCACAGUGGCAUGAAGUCUCUGUCUCACAGUGACAUGAAGUCUCUGCCUCAGAGUGACAUGAAGUCUCUGUCUCACAGUGGCAUGAAGUCUCUGCCUCAGAGUGACAUGAAGUCUCUGUCUCACAGUGACAUGAAGUCUCUGUCUCAGAGUGACAUGGAGUCUCUGUCUCACAGUGACAUGAAGUCUCUGUCUCAGAGUGACAUGAAAUCUCUGUCUCACAGUGGCAUGAAGUCUCUGUCUCAGAGUGACAUGAAAUCUCUGUCUCACAGUGGCAUGAAGUCUCUGUCUCAGAGUGACAUGGAGUCUCUGUCUCACAGUGGCAUGAAGUCUCUGUCUCACAGUGACAUGAAGUCUCUGUCUCACAGUGGCAUGAAGUCUCUGUCUCAGAGUGACAUGAAGUCUCUGUCUCAGAGUGGCAUGAAGUCUCUGUCUCACAGUGGCAUGAAGUCUCUGUCUCAGAGUGGCAUGAAGUCUCUGUCUCAGAGUGGCAUGAAGUCUCUGUCUCACAGUGGCAUGAAGUCUCUGUCUCACAGUGACAUGAAGUCUCUGUCUCAGAGUGGCAUGAAGUCUCUGUCUCACAGUGGCAUGAAGUCUCUGUCUCAGAGUGGCAUGAAGUCUCUGUCUCACAGUGGCAUGAAGUCUCUGUCUCACAGUGACAUGAAGUCUCUGUCUCACAGUGGCAUGAAGUCUCUGUCUCAGAGUGACAUGGAGUCUCUGUCUCACAGUGACAUGAAGUCUCUGUCUCAGAGUGACAUGAAGUCUCUGUCUCACAGUGGCAUGAAGUCUCUGUCUCAGAGUGACAUGGAGUCUCUGUCUCACAGUGACAUGAAGUCUCUGUCUCAGAGUGACAUGGAGUCUCUGUCUCACAGUGACAUGAAGUCUCUGUCUCAGAGUGACAUGAAAUCUCUGUCUCACAGUGGCAUGAAGUCUCUGUCUCAGAGUGACAUGGAGUCUCUGUCUCACAGUGGCAUGAAGUCUCUGUCUCACAGUGACAUGAAGUCUCUGUCUCACAGUGGCAUGAAGUCUCUGUCUCAGAGUGACAUGAAGUCUCUGUCUCAGAGUGGCAUGAAGUCUCUGUCUCACAGUGGCAUGAAGUCUCUGUCUCAGAGUGGCAUGAAGUCUCUGUCUCAGAGUGGCAUGAAGUCUCUGUCUCACAGUGGCAUGAAGUCUCUGUCUCACAGUGGCAUGAAGUCUCUGUCUCACAGUGACAUGAAGUCUCUGUCUCAGAGUGGCAUGAAGUCUCUGUCUCACAGUGGCAUGAAGUCUCUGUCUCAGAGUGGCAUGAAGUCUCUGUCUCACAGUGGCUUGAAGUCUCUGUCUCACAGAGGCAUGAAGUCUCUGUCUCACAGUGGCAUGAAGUCUCUGUCUCAGAGUGGCAUGAAGUCUCUGUCUCACAGUGGCAUGAAGUCUCUGUCUCAAAGUGGCAUGAAGUCUCUGUCUCAGAGUGGCAUGGAGUCUCUGUCUCACAGUGGCAUGAAGUCUCUGUCUCUGAGUGGCAUGAAAUUUCGGUUUCAAAGUCUGCAUUUAUUCUUAGGUGCCAAUGUCUAA